UGCUGGCCGCAUGGAUGCGCCUUAAGUACCCUCACAUUGCUGUGGGGGCCAUAGCAUCAUCAGCGCCCAUUUUGCAAUUUGAGGACUUGGUACCAGCUGAUACUUUUGACCGGAUCGCAUCGGCAGAUUACAAGAUGGUAAGUGAAACUUGCUUUGAGAGAAUCAGAGAUUCAUGGGCCGCGAUUACAGAAAUGGCAAUGAAGGACGGUGGGCUUGAUGACCUCACCAAACACUUCCGGCUUUGCAAGAAAUUGGAUAACGUUCAGAAGCUGAAGAACUGGUUAGACACUGCUUUUGGCGAAUUGGCGAUGGUUAAUUACCCUAUCCCCACAAGUUUCCUUAUGCCUCUUCCAGCCUAUCCUGUUCGUGAGGAAGAGAAGAAGAAAAUAGAACACAGCUUCUCCGUAUGGAUGGGGGAGGAGGUGGUUACUGAGAUGGAGGUGGAGGUGGAGGCUGACCAUCUGUCUCUCUCUCUCUCUCUUCAUAUCUAUCUAUCUUUGGAGACGGAAGUGUCGUGUGGUAAGGAGAUGAAGGAAGGAGGAUGGAAACGGAGGAAGAGAGCGGAGAAGAAGAAGAAGAAGACCACUUGCCAACUGGUGCGAACAGGAGAUGUAGGAAGGAGGGGGGAAACGGAAGAAGAGGGAAGGAGAUGGAAGGAGGAGGAAGGAAACGGAGGAAGAGAGGGGAGGAGAUGGAGGAAGGAAGGGGGAGGAGAUGGAGGAAGGAAGGGGGAGGAGGUGGAGGAAGGAGGGGGGAGGAGAUGGAGGAAUGAGGGGGGAAAUGGAGAAGAGAGGGGAGGAGAUGGAGGAAGAGGGGGAGGAGAUGGAAGGCAAUGUAGAAGAAGAAGAAGAAGAAGAGGAAGAAGUCAGGGUCGAGGAGGAGGAGGAGGAGAAGAAGAAGAAGAGGAGGAGGAGGAGGAGGAGGAGGAGGAGGAGGAGCUUACCUUCCUCAUGGAUGGGGUGGCACGGCUUCAAGAAUGACGACAAAGAAGAUGUCUGGUGAUAAUGAUGUCUGGCGAUGAUGAUGACGAUGGCGAUGGCUGGGGAAGACCACAAAGAUGAUGACUGAUGCCACCACCGACGAUCCUCAAUUUGAACGCGUUGCAAAGUGCCACGUGUGCACAAACAUCUAGCCCUGUGGCUGAGAUUGUGGGGCUGAAAUCUCAACCGUCGAUCACAAAAGAUUGCCGGCAAAGAUUUCAGCCCAAACAAAAACUUCAAAAGGAAGAAAGGAGGCCUACCAGGGCCCUGAAACAAACUAGAAAGCGCGUG
This is a messenger RNA of Chara braunii, 1271 nucleotides long. Lineage: Eukaryota; Viridiplantae; Streptophyta; Charophyceae; Charales; Characeae. The record is from the annotation of a GenBank genome assembly.